Molecule: messenger RNA, 8371 nt
Organism: Helicoverpa armigera (cotton bollworm)
Lineage: Eukaryota; Metazoa; Arthropoda; Insecta; Lepidoptera; Noctuidae
Gene: mbc
Product: dedicator of cytokinesis protein 1
Exons: 39
Coding region: 132-6080 (1982 amino acids)
Biological process (GO): small GTPase-mediated signal transduction; myoblast fusion; cell migration
Cellular component (GO): cytoplasm; plasma membrane
Molecular function (GO): small GTPase binding; guanyl-nucleotide exchange factor activity
Source: RefSeq, a predicted model, not a curated record
AUGCGCAAUGGCAACACUGCUCACGCUGUCACAAUUUGUCAAAUUGGUUUGAUAAAAAACUAAAAAUGACGAGCUACAGAAUUUACGUGCAGUGAAAAAAAUAAUAUAAAAUUAAUUGUGUGUUUAUCACAAUGACUGUUUGGCGUAAACUCGAAGAUGGAGAAGUGUACGCCGUUGCCAUUUACAACUAUACGGCCAAACCCGGCUCCUUGCAUCUAUCAUUCGACGUCGGAGAACUCUUGCACAUCGAGAGGGAGACUGAUCACUGGUAUUGGGGCAAAAUACUCAAGAAGGACGAAAGCGGAGCCUUUCCUAAGAGCUAUGUGCAGAUAAGGGACUGUGUGGUUGAUAGAUGCGGCGGUACGGUGGUCGCCUCAGCUGGCGGCAAAGGCGUGGUUCACGAUAUAGCUGUGACUCUCCGAGAAUGGUUGCAGCAUUGCAAGGAACUUUACGUCAAUAACGAUGAGCGUCUCAAGUUCAUGGAGGUGAGCAUGCGAGCUCUCCUCCAGCUGCGAGCUCAAGCGGCGUCGGGAGCGUUACCUCAAGACCAGCUGCGCAGAGUUGCUAGGACUGCUGUCUUCACCAUCGAUAAGGGGAACAGAGCUUUAGGCAUGGAGCUAGCAGUGAGAACAGCAAACGGUCAACUCGUUGAUCCGCUAAAAGUUUCCACAUACAAACUGAAUGCACUUCACGACGAUGCUAAUACUCGUAUUGAGAAGAAUAUGGAAACAACACCAGUAACGCCCCCUCCGGCCGCCCCACCAGUAGCCCGAACGUACACGAUCGCAGUUCGGGUACACAACUUCGUGUGUCGUAUGACGGAGCCGGCGGAACUAGCUCUGGCUCUAUACGACGUUUCCGGCGCUAAACUCACUGAACAUCUGCUGCUGAGGUGGCCUACCAACCAUAUGAGUCCGGCUUUAGUUGUCUUCACCGAUUUUGGAGGUGACAUUAUGAAGAGCGAGAAAAUAUAUUUGGUGGCAAAUAUUGUUCGGAUAGGAUCUAUGGAUGCCCAGAAUAUAGAUCAUAGACGCAGUUCCGUGGCCCAAACGCCUCCGAUCUCAUCGUCGGGUCGGAUAAUGCGGCGUCCCUUUGGCGUCGCCUGCGCAGAUAUCAAGAGAUUCGUCACCGUUGAUGCUUCUGAUAAACAUAUACAAGUGCCUUUUUAUGCAUAUGAAAAGGAGAAUCUGGACUCGUUAUUGAAGAAAGUGAUAGCCAACCGUGAUCUCAAAGACGCAAAGCAUUCACAAGGACUGUGGGUGUCGGUCAGACUCGUUGAAGGCGAUUUGAAACAGAUACGCGAAGAAAAUCCCCACCUCGUAGUCGGUAACACAGCAGUAGCCCGUAAGAUGGGUUUCCCCGAAGUGAUAUUGCCGGGCGACGCUCGAAACGACCUGUAUGUCACCGUGUGUGGGGGGUCGUUCUCUAAGGGAGGCGGGAAGUCUUCCGAGAGGAACAUUGAGCUGGUGGCCAGGGUUGUGGAUAAACAUGGACGGACUUUACCUGGUGUAAUAUCAGUUGGUGCUGGAGUGCCAUUAGCAAAUGAAUACACAUCUGUGGUAUAUUAUCACGAUGAUCGACCCAGGUGGCAAGAGGUCUUCAAGGUAUGUCUAAACAUCGAAGAAUUCAAAGAAGCUCACCUAGUAUUCCUGUGCCGCCAUCGUUCGUCGAACGAGGCUAAAGACAGGGCGGAGAGACACUUCGCUCUCUCAUACUUACGACUCAUGCAAAGAGAGGGAACUACCACUCCUGAUACACAGCAUAAUUUGUGUGUUUAUAAGAUCGACAAACGUUCAACCGGCGGCGACAUAGAAGCAGAAGCUUGUGCGAGCUGUCUCCGCUUACCGGCUGAGAGAAGUGAACUGCCGGCCGGCGCCGAACAUGGCCUCGCCCGGGGUGUACUGACUCUCGUACAUAGGGAUAGUCUAACUGUACAUACUAAGCUGUGCUCUACUAAGUUGACGCAGAGAGAGGAGAUCUUAGGCGUGUUGAAAUGGAACGCACAUUACGCGGAAGGUACCCUAAGAAAUGCGCUGUCUCAACUCCUAGUCGUGCCCAGUGAAGAAUUAGUCAAAUUCCUUCAGGAUAUACUUGAUGCUUUAUUCAGUAUACUUACACAGGUACAAGAAGAUCACAAAGACAACGAAUACACAGACAACAGCUACGGAGUUCUAGUACUAGAAUGUUUACUUCGAGUCAUAUCGUUAGUGGCCGAUCAUAAGUACCAACAUUUCCAACCAGUGUUACACGUUUAUAUUGAUGACAGCUUCUGCGAUGCUUUGGCUUACGAGAAAUUAAUAUCAGUGAUGGUUUGGGUGAUAUCUGCCGCGGAUUCAGGCGAUGCGGCGUUAAAGCGUCUGUUGAUGUGUAUGAAGUGCAUAGAGAGCCUAAUUAGACUUAUUGUGAGAAGUCGACAAUUACGAAACGCUUUGGGAGAUAGAGCUUCUGAUCAUGACUUCUAUUGUCUGUUUGAGGAUCUAUUAGAAAAGUUAGUAUGGUUAAUGCGUUGCGGAGAUCACGCUCUAACGUGCCAAGGAUCUGCGCUGAAAUACCUCCCGCAUGCGGUACCGCAUAUCAUCAAAGUGUAUCCAGAUAAUGAACUCAGUGCCUACAUAGUGCGAGCACUAGACGCGUUACCCCUAGGCCGUCUCAGCAAACAACGGAUGUUGGCUUUACUGGAAUUGGUCCGCGGUCCGCUCUGCGCUCAGCCGUCCGCCCGAGCUCUGCUGCUGCCACAUCUAGCGGCCACUACGCGAGCGUUGUUACAUACACAAGCAGAGUGGGAUCGCGAAGCUGCCCACAAGUCGCGUUCGGUCGGCAAGGCGGCGCGACUUCUCGGCGCUGAUACGGCGAGGCUACACGACCACACACAUCACCAGCAGAUCGUGGAGCUUUGCGUGGAAACAUUGGGAGAAGUGACAACACUCCUCGCGCGAGAUGACGUAGGGCCCGUCGAUGCGGACCGCGGCGAGUUGGCCAGAAGACUGUUGCCUACAGUAUUGAAGACUGCUGAAACGAUGCUCAUGAAUCGCAAGAGUGAGGGACACACGAAUAGUGCUGAUGAUGCUUUGUUGAGACGAAUAGUAUCAGUCCUCUUAGAUAUGGUACGACAGAUGUCGGAACACCAAUACCUGAUGGUAGUCAGGGCUCUAGAAGCGGAGAACCUCGGCGGUCCUGGCACGCUGGUCAGUGACUGUCUGUCUUUGUUCCUGGCAGUGUUGAGAAGACCUGUCUUCAGACCUCAUUGGGCUGAUAUGCUGCAUCUACAGCAUUAUGUUAUGCUGCAUGCUUUGAGACUACUAGCGAUCACUCUCCGCGACCGUCUCCACGCGGCCGAAGAAGCGGAUUCCGAAACUCUGAGCGGCGUACAUUCACUUUGUCGCACAUGGUUCGAAGCUGGCGCCGCGCUCGCUACGUCAUCACCCCUCCAACUAGAAACAUUACCAGCGGCGCGGAAGCAAAGACUCAGUGCUUUGUACGGCGAUGUCAGACGAGGGGUCGCUGAGUGCCUUAGCGAAAUGUGGUUCAGUUUGGAUCAUCACAAGCGUUCAUUCAUUCCGUGCAUAGUGGGGCCUUUCUUAGAGGUCUCCUUCCUUAGAGACGAGGAGGUUCGGAAUACAACCAUACCGCUGUUCUUCGAUAUGAUGCAGACGGAGUUCAGCCAUAGUAUGUUAAAUGGUGAAUCCGAGAGCCCCCUAAAAGACUUGGAAAGUGAGAUGAUCGACAAAGUAGAUGUGCUAGUCGAACGGGGAUGUGGUGACACUGUAUGGCGGGCUCGCUUCGUGUCCCUAUGUGGGGCACUAUGUAGCGCCGCCCCCCUCCCGCUACGAACCUGCGCCGCGCAGCUCGUAGCCGCCGCCGCCCGGCAGCUGGACGCGCUGCUACAGUACCGCGCCGCCUCGCUGCGCUCCGCUACGCCGCACCGCAUGCACCUCACCACCUGCGUGCUACACUUCUACCAGCAGAUCGAGCGCCCACACAUGUAUAUACGCUACGUCCACAAGCUAGCUAGAAUGCACUUCGCGGCCCAACAGUGGGCUGAAGCGGGCCUCUCUUUGCGUCUUCACGCGAAACUGUUACAAUGGAGCCAUGACCCACUGCCGCCGCGGUUGAGACAUCCCAAUAUGGAACAUGAUAGUCAUACUACGCAUCGGGAGUUGAAGGAAUACCUCUACCUCGUUAUAGCAGACUAUUUAAACCGCGGCCGCCAAUGGGAGUUAGCUGUCGAGAUAGUCAAGGAAUUGGUCUCAGUUUAUGAAGAAGAAGCACUAGGUUACGGACCUCUAGCGGACUUACAUACGCAGUUAGCGAGUUUGUAUGAGGCUAUGUUACGGACCCCAAGGUCUCAUCCCGGGUAUUAUAGAGUAGUUUAUCACGGGAAAGGAUUCCCGGAGCUGUUGAGGACGCCUUAUGGUUAUAUCUACCGCGGCAACGAAUAUGAACAACUGCAGGAGUUCAAAGACCGUCUGCUAGACGAGUGGCCUGAAGCUGAAGUGUUACCCAAGUUGGACCCGCCUGGACCGGAGAUUACCGAGUCUGAUGGACAGUACCUACAAAUUAACGCAGUCGAACCAGUGAUGGGCGAUAAACUAAAACGUUUAUCCGGCAAGCCGAUAGCCGAACAGAUAUUGCAAUAUUACAAGCAUAAUAAUGUCGAUAAAUUCGAAUUCUCCAGGCCUUUUCAUAGAGCAGAAGAGUCCCUGGAUGGUUCAUCAGACGACCUAUCGAAUCAAAAUGAGUUCGCUACCCGAUGGCUCGAAAGGACUGAACUAGAAAUUAGCGAGAAAUUGCCAGGAAUUCUCCGCUGGUUCCCAGUAGAAUCGCAACGUACUUACGAGGUAUCCCCCAUAUCGGCCGCAGUGGAAGCGCUGAAGGACACCAACAGACGACUCAAGUCGCUCAUCAUUGAGGCGAGAGGACCUGAUGCACCGCUGCAUCCGUUGACUAUGAGGCUUAGUGGUAUCCUAGACCCAGCGGUCCAAGGCGGCAUAGUGAACUACGAGCGAGCAUUCCUAACGCCGGCUUAUGAAGCAAGACAUCCCGACCACGCGACCUUACUCGCUGAACUGAAGGACCUCAUUGCUGACCAGAUACCGCUGUUGAAGUUUGGAUUGGACGUACAUGGUCAGCGAGCACCUCCCGAGCUAGAAGAAUUACAUGCGCAUUUACUGCGCUGCUUCCGACGAGUGCAACAACAUGUGCAUCAACGAUACGGACGGAAGAACUGUGACAUAGAAGUGGACUCACCCGAGGUGCAGCUUCGCAUGCCGUUCCGCGAUAGUUUCCAAAUGGAGAACAACAACACGAACAAUAAUAGGAUAUCUGACAUUUCUACUGGCACUGAGACUUCAUCAAAGGGAAGAUUUUUCAGCUUCAACGCUGCUAUUAAUCCUCUGUCAAGUAGAAACAGCAGUACUGGUGUUGUAAGCCGCUUUGCGACGCUACAAAAUUCGCCAGGAAGACGGAAUAAAAGGAAUUUGAGAAAGAGUGAAGUCGGCACACAAGCGAGCGGCAGCCAAUGGUACACCUCGCACUCAACACCGAACGGUUCCCUCAACAACAGCUCAACAACACUGACCAACAACAACUCAACAACUAGCGUGGCGACUAUCAACUCCGAUACUUCGGCGUCCCCACUGCGGGAACUGCGGCAAGAGGUGAGGCAACUUACUAAGGUUGAGUGUAUUCAUGAGGAGGUCGCAAUAAAAAAGUUUAUUCUUAGGCUGGUGACGGAACGUCCGCUCCGCGCGGAAGUGGAGCGCGAGCGACGCCUGUCGCAACGCACUAGCUUGAUCACCUCCUCCGCACCACCCUCGAAUCGAGACUCUAUGGGAACUACAGACUCAAAUCAAGAAGAGGAAGAGCCCCCACCCCUACCAAAGAAAUACGCCCACCGAAGCAUGGACCUUGAGAGCGAUACAAACAACAACGGGGAAUCGAACCCGCUCCCUCCCAGACACAACUACGACACCGUGUUUCCGCCGCGAGGAUCAUUCUUGUACAACUCUAUAGCGAAUAGAAGAAACACGAAUAAUGAGAAAGCCCCUACACCACCUCCGAAGAAAAGAAACGCACAAUAAGGUAUUCAGUAUUUCAGGUAUUUCUUACAAGUUUAUUCUCUUCACUGUCAACGAUGCAGACACAAUAGUUAAACAUUCGGUGUGUAUAUCACAGACUCAUUGGCCAGUGAAGUUAUUAUAAUUGGUUAUAUAUAUAUAUAAAUAGGGUAAUUUUUGAUGUUUAUUUUUAUGAGGCUUUAUGUCAAAAACUUUCAGUCCUAAGCAAAACGAAUAGUUUAUUUUUAUAGGACUCCUGAAAAUUACAAUAAUAAUCUUUGUUGGAUAAAUACGGUAUAGCGAUAAGGGCGUCAAGAAUGAUUAGUAAGACGCGAACAAAGUAUUUGAAAUGGCUAUUUUAGAAAAAUAAGUAAAUUGAAUCACCUAUUUGAAAUUUAGAAAGAUUGUGUGAUGAUAUUAUUUUUUUUAACCAGUUUAGGCCAGUUAGUCAAGCCAUCGAUUCGAACCGAAAUCAUCGAGUCGAAACCAGACAAAUAAAUGAUAUUCCAAUUUAAUCAUUUAAUUUGAACAGGCUUCAAACUUUUAUUUUGGGACUAACACAAAUUAUACUUGACACUAUCAGUAAGUCAUUUAUAUCUUGAAGACAGGCAAUAAAUAAAAUCAACAUAAUAUUUAACUGAUAAAGAACUUAUAAUAAGCUAUACAAAAUUAGUCUUUAUUCCGUUUACAUAGGGCAUAUUCCGGCUUAUUUAGUUGAAAAUGCUUAGCUAUGUACUGUACUUAUAUACAGUUACCAAUCCUAGACAGGUUUUGCUUAUAGCUGUCAAAAUAUAUAUCUCAAACUACAGCAAGGCAAAGUAUUAUGAAAAUGAUGAAAUUAAGUUAUUUUCCAGAAGAAAGAAAAAUCUAUAAGAACAAAAUAAAUGAUUUAGUAUCAAUUGCAUUUAAAUAAAAGUAAAACCUUUUUUAUGGUUAAAGAAAAAUCAAGGUUUUUUUUUUCUUUUCUUUUUUUGAAUUUGCUAAUUUUAUAUCCAGUGAGUUAAUGAUAAGACAGCUAGAAUUACAAAAUUCCACCGAAAAAUUUGAAAUAUUUAAAUCGUGUUAACUAUUUUUACAGUUGUUUACCUAUUAUACUAAAAUAAUAAGAAAUGAUAUUUUUGUGAUAUUAAAAAUUCACCAGAUGCCAUUGACCCAAAGUUUAAAAUAAAUAUUUUGAAAAAGAUGUUACCGAAAUGCAUUAUUUUAAGGAAAUUACUGUUUGAGAUAAGCUUAAAUAAGCUUUAUUUUAUAGAAAUUAAUGUAUUUUUAAAGGAUUUUUUAAAUCAGAUAUUAUAUUCUGAUAUAUUUAUGUAUCACGAAAAUAAAUUGAUUUAUAAAUAGGCUAUCAGUAUUUUUUUAUUUAUACGUAAUUGUUGCAUAGAUUUAAAAAUGUUUUGGUUAAUUUCACUCAAAAUUGGCGCCAUAUUUUUCAAAGCAAGCGAAUUCUUAGAUUUAAAAGACUGUCGUAUUUCAUAAUUUUUUUAUAGUUCAUUUUAUAAAAAAUGCUUAAUGAUUUUGUUAUUUGUGCCAAAUUGUACAAAAAAAUAUAGAUCAUUCCGAUCAUUCAUUACAUCUACUUAUUGUUUCUGUUAUUAUAAAGAUUUAAUCUAAACAAAAAUGAACACAUUAUUACCAUUUUGCGGCCAUAAGUAGCACCAAAUAUACAAAAUAUGGGUUUUGUAUAACAAUAUUAUUAUUGUAUAAUAUUAGAUACAUAAGUCGAUUUAUUUGACACUAAUGUGUAAGUUAUAAUAAUAGUGAAUAGAUAUUAAUUUUGUAUACAGUCGGUUACUGUCAAAUGAUUUCAGACAAAUUAUGUGGUUGACUGUACACCAUUUUGUUAUUUAUUAUUUGAUAAAUAAACAGAUCAAACUAGUUUAAGUGAAGUGUUUAUUUAUAUAUUUUGUAGCAUUUUGAUGAUUUUAAACUUGUAGUUUUAAUUUUAAGUUACUGUUGAUUUUUCUUUCGUAAAUCGCGGGGCGUGCCGUUUAUAAGGAACAAAUAUAUUUUUAUUCAAUUUUAUAAUAUUACGUAGGUACCUACCAAUAUAAAGACGAAAUUGUACUGGAAAAAGUAGUUCAAAUAAGAAUAAUAAAAAAUGUCUUCCUCUUUUAUAAAAAUGUAUCAACAUUUAUAAUAAAAAUAUUGUUAAAUGUAUCGUUCCGCGGCCAUACCACACCAAAUAUACGAUUGUUGUGUUUUGUAUAAUAUUGUAUUGUAUAUUAUUAGAUACAUAAGUAUAUCGAUAUUAUUGUGUACUCACGGCGCAAUAGAUUAUAAUUAUUACCAGCAAUAAAUAAAUAUUUUACAGAUAA